CAUGUCAACAUCUAUAAACACCAUAUAAAUAUGCUAAUAUCAUCACGGCUUCUUCACUAACAAAUUAUCAAAUUAAAUCAAUAAAUCUCAUAAUAAGUUAAUUAAGUUCUCUUGUUACAACAUGAAUAGAACUAGUAUUGUUGCAACAACAAAGGUGUCCCGGUUGCUACUAUCUCAACUGGGACCCCGUUUGUUCUCCACAACUACAAGUGUUGCCCGCUCAACCAAUAUCGUUGUACAUUCCAAAAAUCCAAUGGGUUCAUUCAUUGGAACCACUAGAGUCAUGACCAUGCAUGCUCGUCAGUGGAGCACGCAUGCAUCCUCUGACUCUGGAUCGAUUAAAAAAGAUGAGAGUGAAAAGAAAGCAAUCUCGAGCUAUUGGGGCGUUGCUCCACCAUCACUCACAAAGUCUGAUGGAUCUGCUUGGAAAUGGAACUGUUUUCGGCCGUGGGAAGCUUAUCAAGCAGAUACAUCUAUUGAUGUGAAGAAGCAUCACAAUCCAGUCACUUGGAAUGACAAAAUUGCAUUUUGGAUAGUUCAAGCCCUCAAGUAUCCCACCCAUUUAUACUUUCAGAAAAAACACAUACACCACGCGGUUUUGCUAGAAACAGUAGCCGCGGUUCCUGGAAUGGUAGGAGGGAUGUUGUUACACGCCAAAUCACUACGUCGAUUUGAGCAAAGUGGAGGCUGGAUCAAAGCCUUAUUAGAAGAAGCCGAAAAUGAAAGAAUGCAUCUCAUGACCUUUAUUGAUGUAUACCAACCAAAAUGGCACGAACGAGCCUUGGUUUUUGCGGUCCAAGGGGUAUUCUUCAAUGCAUAUUUUCUAGCGUAUUUGGCUUCACCAAAGCUCGCUCAUCGGAUCACUGGUUACCUUGAGGAAGAGGCAGUGAAUUCGUAUACGGACUUCUUGAAUGACCUGGAGAACGGGGCUAUGGAGGACAUUCCGGCACCAGCUAUUGCUAUUGAUUAUUGGUGUUUACCUCAAAAUUCGACACUAAAAGAUGUUGUUAGAGUUAUACGGGCUGACGAAGCACAUCACCGUGAUAUUAACCAUUUUGCAUCCGAUAUUCAAUGUCAAGGACAUGAACUAAAGGAGCAUCCUGCACCAAUUGGGUAUCACUAAAGAAUACAAAACGUUUGCGUUAAUUAAAGUUAUAUGAACCUGAGUGCGCGUGGGUUCGAAUUGGGUAGGAUAUCAGGAUAUGUUAUGUAUAAAUUUGUGUUAUAUCAAUUGUAUUCUUCAUUUAUUCUAUAAGUUUAAUGUAUGAAAAAGUUGUAUUUGAAUA
Erigeron canadensis is the source of this 1286-nucleotide messenger RNA. RefSeq names its product ubiquinol oxidase 2, mitochondrial-like. The record is from RefSeq and is a predicted model, not a curated record. Gene Ontology annotation, molecular function: alternative oxidase activity. Gene Ontology annotation, biological process: alternative respiration. NCBI's taxonomy places the organism in Eukaryota, Viridiplantae, Streptophyta, Magnoliopsida, Asterales, Asteraceae. Gene Ontology annotation, cellular component: mitochondrion. Bases 122 to 1123 code for a protein of 333 amino acids. The transcript has 5 exons.